CUCAGAGACUCCCUGGAAGGAUAAGCACUUGCCUCUCCAUCCCUGGAGUUAUACUAGUUUGGCUGAGGCCUGGGGCUAGUGGGGGGAGCUUUUUGGCCCCUUCCCAGAGGCAGGGGAGGAGGAGGGAGGCUGGGAAAGCAGGCUGGGGCUCAGUGUCGCAAUUCCGGGCAGUGCCGGGACCUUUGCUCUACGAGGUGUCUAUGGAGCGGAGGGAACACCGACUCUGGAGGCUGCCGGGAUUGGAGUAGGGGUGCUGGGGAGGCAGUCCUGUAAGAGCAGCUAAGAGCCACCGGGCUCCGGCUCGGCUCCGCCAGCGUGAGGCCUCCAGACAGGGGAUUGCACCGUCCUCCCCUCCCAGCAAGGGGGCUCCAGAGACUGCCCCAGCCAGGCAGUCUGGUGGCCUGGGGGAUUCGGUGGGUCUGCUCCUCAGCACUGGCCUGGGGCUCUGUGUGACAGCCUCCUUGGUAAUGUCCAGGGCUCCAGGAAGAGAUGUCCUUGUGGCUGGAGGCCCCUGUGCCUGAUGCUUCUCCUGACUCUGCAGUGGAGCUGUGGGAGCCAAAUGCACAAGAUGCCGGCAGCCAGGCGCUGGGAGGCAACACUGGCGUCCUCAGGGAGGAAGCCAGCACUCCCCAAUCUGCUGGGGGCUCUCUGGGGGCAGGGCUGGAGGCAGCAGAGCCCGCAGUCCUGCUCCCUGGGGUGGAUACCCCUCCAGAGUCUACAGAACAUGAAGGCUCUCCCCUGUAUCCAGAGCUGCGUCCACAAAAGCGGAAAAAGGGGCCAGCCCCCAAAAUGCUGGGGAACGAGCUGUGCAGUGUGUGUGGGGACAAGGCCUCCGGUUUCCACUACAACGUGCUGAGCUGUGAGGGCUGCAAGGGCUUCUUCCGCCGCAGCGUCAUCAAAGGGGCACGCUACGUCUGCCACAGCGGGGGCCACUGCCCCAUGGACACCUACAUGCGCCGCAAAUGUCAGGAGUGUCGUCUUCGGAAGUGCCGCCAGGCUGGCAUGCGGGAGGAGUGUGUCUUGUCCGAAGAGCAGAUCCGCCUGAAGAAACUGAAGCGGCAAGAGGAGGAACAGGCUCAGGCCACGUCCAUGACCCCAAGGGUGUCCUCACCUCCCCAAGUCCUGCCCCAGCUCAGCCCCGAGCAGUGGGGCAUGAUCGAGAAGCUGGUGGCCGCCCAGCAACAGUGCAACCAACGCUCUUUCUCUGACCGGCUUCGAGUCACGCCUUGGCCCAUGGCACCCGAUCCCCAGAGCCGGGAGGCCCGUCAGCAGCGCUUUGCCCACUUCACCGAGCUAGCCAUCGUCUCUGUGCAGGAGAUUGUUGAUUUUGCCAAACAGCUGCCUGGCUUCCUGCAGCUCAGCCGGGAGGACCAGAUCGCCCUGCUGAAAACCUCUGCGAUCGAGGUGAUGCUUCUGGAGACAUCUCGGAGGUACAACCCCGGGAGUGAGAGUAUCACCUUCCUCAAGGAUUUCAGUUAUAACCGGGAAGACUUUGCCAAAGCAGGGCUGCAGGUGGAGUUCAUCAACCCCAUCUUCGAGUUCUCCAGAGCCAUGAAUGAGCUGCAACUCAAUGAUGCCGAGUUUGCUUUGCUCAUUGCCAUCAGCAUCUUCUCUGCAGACCGGCCCAACGUGCAGGACCAGCUCCAGGUAGAGAGGCUGCAACACACAUAUGUGGAGGCCCUGCAUGCCUACGUCUCCAUCCACCACCCUCAUGACCGACUGAUGUUCCCACGAAUGCUCAUGAAACUGGUGAGCCUCCGGACACUGAGCAGUGUCCAUUCAGAGCAAGUGUUUGCACUGCGCCUGCAGGACAAAAAGCUUCCCCCGCUGCUCUCUGAGAUCUGGGAUGUGCACGAAUGACGGCUCUUCCACCCACCCCCCAUCCCCCAUAUCUUCUGUUUUCUGGGCUGGAAGGCUGAGGCGCCUGGCUGCUUUCUAGAGGUGAAGCAGACUGAGAAGGGCAAACAUUCCUGGGAGCCGGGCAAAGGAGAUCCUCAUGUGGCAUUAAAGGAGAGUCAAAGGGUUGGGAGUUUGUGGCUGCUGGGCAGUGGAGGGUCCUGCUAAAACUGUGCUCCAUUUGAAGACUGUACUGCCCCAACCAAAUGGAUGGGCCUGGGGGCCACUUUGCGCAAGGUUCUCCAGCGCCCUGCCGGUCCUGCCUCCACCACUUCCUGUUUUCCCCACAGGGCCCCCAGAGAAAUUCUCCACCGUCACUCUGCGGCUUGGCCAUAAAUGCCUCGGGGCUGCCUCACUGAUAGGUCUGGCGCUGUUUGUACAGAAAGACCAAAAGGAAGAUAGAAUGAGAGAAACCAUUUCUCUUAGGGGUGGGAGCACGGCCACGGAGGAGGAAACCGUCCUUUAGGAUCUGCCUCCAGACGCAGAAGAGGGAGACAAGUCACAAGUGACAGCCUUGGCAGUGAGAGGGGACCUCCUUUUACUAGUCCUAUGAGGGUAAAUGAAAUGCUGAGGCUUAGAUACCCCUUUCCCGUUUAAUGAUCCAGGUGGGAUCAGGUUGUCUUUCUGAAGGGGAGUGUGGGUGAAUUUUCAGAACCUAACACCUCAGUCGUGCAUCUGUCUUCGUGCGCGCCCCCAUAAUGCCUCGGGUUUGUGUUGGUACCUAAAAAAAAAAAAAAAAGG
Leptonychotes weddellii (Weddell seal) is the source of this 2637-nucleotide messenger RNA. The record is from RefSeq and is a predicted model, not a curated record. Lineage: Eukaryota; Metazoa; Chordata; Mammalia; Carnivora; Phocidae.